AAGUGUCUUCAUCAUCAUGUCCUCAUCAACAGUACAACAAAGGCGACGAAAGCCGAGAGUUGUGUAUACUCAACAAGAAGUAAAUAUUUUAGAAAGUGAAUUCAUUGCGUGUAAAGAUCCAGAUAAUAAUGAAAGACUUAGAAUCGCUAAUGAUUUGCGAAAAGAUGCUGAAGAGAUAAAGACUUGGUUUAAGAACCGCCGUUCAAGAGGUGCACCAGCUAAACCAUGUUCAAUUGUGUCACCAAAGUGUAAUCAAGUUCAAAACAUAAUGAUCUCACGUGAAAAAUAUGAUGUGCCAAAUGGAAACGAGAUGCAUGUUAGUCUUAAUGUGCUUGGUAAAAAUAAACGAAGUCGGAAAGAGCGCUAUGUAUUCAGUAAAGAUCAAGUACAAGGUUUAGAAGAAGCUUUCCGUCAUAUUGAUAAAUUGAAAAAGUUUUCGAUCCUUGAUAUGUAUCAACAGCUAUGGACAAAAUAA
This is a messenger RNA of Tetranychus urticae (two-spotted spider mite), 475 nucleotides long. NCBI's taxonomy places the organism in Eukaryota, Metazoa, Arthropoda, Arachnida, Trombidiformes, Tetranychidae. The record is from RefSeq and is a predicted model, not a curated record.